CAGACAGACUACAUCAUGCAUUUCAUUAAAAUUCCAAAAACUCUAUUGCCUGAAAAUUUUCGGCCUCAAAUUAUUAUUCUGGUCAGAGUUUUCACAACCCCCCAACCUAACAAAUCACCAAUUUUUUUUCUUUCACACUUUUUGCACUGCCCUUUCCACGAUUACGCUGUUUUUUCAACUUCCGUUGUGAAUUUGAACACCCUUUUCAUCCAAGUACAUAAAUAAACCAUUGAAUCUCAUUCCUCAAUCCACCUUCCAAUUUUCUUGGAUUCCUUGCGAUUAUUUCUUGGUUUUCUUUGGUGGGCUUCUCUUAUUUUCUUGAUUUUCAACUUAAAACCCCUCCUCGCUUUGAAUCUUGUGUGGAAGUAUUUUAGCAAAUUGGGUUUCUGGGAGGACAAAAGUUCGAUUCUUUGUUUGUGGAACCAUGGUGGGGGGUGUGUCUGUUGUGGGUUCAUCGUUGGUUGAUUCCAAGGCUUGUCCUUGCUUGUGUUUGGAUGCUUUGCCCUCAUGCAAUUUGAACGGUAGAGAUUUGAGUUUGCAAAGGCAUUCAAUUGGUAGGAAGCAUGUGCCUCGUUUAGGGUCUUUGGAAUUGAGCAGCUCAUUUCUUGAUUAUUCAUCGGUGAGAGCUCUUUCGGGUGCCAAGAGUUUGAGAAAACAGAAGAAGAAUAGGAGUCUUGUGGUUGUGGAUGAGCUAGCUGGGCAGUAUGAAGACAACUUUGAGGAUGUUAAGAAACAAAUUCUAGACUAUUUCACAUACAAAGCUGUAAGAACUGUCUUGAACCAGCUUUAUGAGAUGAACCCUACACAAUAUCGGUGGCUCUAUAAUUACGUCGCAUCAAACGAGCAUGGUUAUGGAAAAAGGUUUAUCCGCAACCUUGUAAAGGACAAGCAGGACCUUGCUGAAAGAGUGAUGGUAACUCGCCUUCACCUCUAUGGGAAAUGGGUUAAGAAGUGUGAUCACACAGAGAUGUACGAUAGGAUCUCCGAUCAAAAUUUAGAGUUGAUGCGUGAACGGCUGAUGGAGACCGUGAUAUGGCCAUCGGAGGACACAAACACUUAAGUGGUGGGAUAAAUCCAUGAACGAUGGAUGGGUUUCAUGGAUACUAGGAAGAUUGUUGUAUCACCUCGUCUCCUAGUUCUAUUUCAUCUAUGUGUAUAAUUCGUGUAGAUUUCACAAAUAGGAAAUAUUGUCAUUUGUUCUUUACACUGUGCUUCCUUAUUAAUUCACAUCUAUUCUAUAAUUUGUAGGUAGGCCUGAAUCGCUGUCUGGAUAUAUGUUUCUGAAAUGAGAAUUCUUGCGUGGUUUGGAUA
This is a messenger RNA of Sesamum indicum (sesame), 1311 nucleotides long. RefSeq names its product Chaperonin-like RbcX protein (gene RBCX2). Gene Ontology annotation, biological process: ribulose bisphosphate carboxylase complex assembly. NCBI's taxonomy places the organism in Eukaryota, Viridiplantae, Streptophyta, Magnoliopsida, Lamiales, Pedaliaceae. Gene Ontology annotation, molecular function: protein folding chaperone. The record is from RefSeq and is a predicted model, not a curated record.